CAGCAGGUCCACCGAGCCGCCGCCAUCGGAGAAGACCAAGGAGGCAGUCGAAAGCUCCGGCAGGACGCAACAGGCCGUCGUCCUGCUGCAGCCGACAUGUCGGCGCUCAGAGCUGCAGCCGUCCUGCUGCUCAGCCUCAUCGUGCCAACCUGCACAGGUGAAGGAGGAAACUGCAGCUGUGACAUCAGCAACAGCCGCUGUGACGAGUUUGGAGUCUGCAGGUGUGACCCUGGGUGGGAUGGCGAGCGUUGCGAUCGCUGCGCUCUGACGCCUGGUUGCGUUCACGGUUCUUGCGAGCAGCCAUGGCAGUGCACCUGUGCGUCUGGGUGGGCGGGGCGAUUCUGCGAUAAAGAUCUGAGCAUCUGCUCACGGCAACAGCCGUGUCACAACGGCGCCACCUGUGUGAUGGAGGACAGCGGUGACUUCAGCUGUCUGUGUCCUGAAGGGUUCCACGGUCCCACCUGCCAGAGGAGGACGGGCCCCUGUUACCUGAACAGGUCUCCGUGUAAGAACGGUGGUCAGUGCGAGGACGGCGACGGCUUCGCGGCGGAGCUAACGUGUCGCUGCCUCGCCGGCUUCACAGGGCGGCGCUGUGAAACCGACGUGGACGACUGCACGAUGAAGCCAUGUGCUAACGGCGCCACCUGCCUGGAUGGAGUGAAUCGUUUCUCGUGCGUCUGUCCCGCCGGCUUCAGCGGACGCUUCUGCACCGUGAACUUGGAUGACUGCGCCAGCCGGCCUUGCCUGAAUGGCGGCCGCUGCCUCGACCGUGCCGGAGGCUUCCGCUGCGUCUGCCGGCCCAGCUUCACCGGCGCGGCCUGCGAGACGCCGCUGAGGGGCCGUGAGCCCGGCUGGACCACGCUGGGCUGGGACGGAGGUGGGACGAGCGAGAGGAGCGCCGCCCCGACCAGCAGCGGCGGAAACAGCAGUCGUCAUGGAGACAGGCUGCUAAAGGUGACGGUGAGCGAGCGGCGCGGCGGCCUGUCGGAGCCGCAGCUCAUCGUCCUGCUGGUGCUGGCGGCGGUGACGCUGGGCGCCGUGGUGCUGACCGCCGCCCUUGUGCUGCAAGGUCACUGCAGGAACUGUGGGCACGCCCCCUGCUGGACAUCGCUGACAUCAUCACGGCGCAGCAGGCAGCGAGCGCAGGAGUGUCACAUCAGCUUCCUGAACGCAGCAGAACCAGAGAAGAAGAAACUCAACGUCGUUUAGACUGACAAGCGUCCACCUGAACUGUGACAUCAUCAGACAUUUAUUCCUCAGCUACUUUACCCAUAAUGCCCCUCUGGCUCAGAGGGCUGUGCAGCUGAAACUGGACUUCAUUAUUCAGUAACGCAUCGAUCAACGUCCAGUCGUAUCCUGAUAACAAACAUGUUUAAAGUGUUUCAGAUUUAGUUUUAGGACAUUAACAACCUCAAAGUGAAAACGUGAUUUUUCACAUUUGAAAGAACCUGAUUGGACAGUUUCAGCAGUCACACCUGUGGCCUUAAGACACGCCCCCAGAUGACAUCACAGGAGUGUUUCCACUGUUCUGCUGAUUUUUGCUUCUCGACUUGAGUUUUAAAUGUUGUCAUGUUUCCUUUUCUUUUAAGUUUACAAUUUAUAUUUGAAAAAAAAAGUUUUUAAACAAAUGAAUCAUAAAAGUUUAAAUAAAAUUCAUAAAAAGUUAAAUAAUGUUACUACGGCUAACAUUGCUUUAAAACAUUUCAAAAACUUAGAUAAAAGUCAAAGAAUGGGUUAAAAAGGUUUUGGAGAAUUCAAACUAAGCGUUUUUUCAUUGUUCUUAUUGCUGUUAGAGAAGCCCUCUGAGAACCUCCUCCAGCAGCUCAUCUCCACCAGGCUCUGAUCUCCAGCUGAUGUUAAAGUCCUGAUUCAUUUAUCUACACUGUUGGAUUCAUGGAGAAGCAGAACAUAGCUUUAGCAUUGAGUUAGCAUUGAUAUCAUUAAUAACAAGCUGACAGAGUGAUGGACGCUCGUUCUGGACUCUACAAUAUUUUGUUCACUGACGUUAUUUCUGCAGCUGCUUACUGGCUUUAAGCUGUUCGCUAACGCUAUGCUAGGUCGGCAUAACUACAGCGAU
Molecule: messenger RNA, 2077 nt
Organism: Stegastes partitus (bicolor damselfish)
Lineage: Eukaryota; Metazoa; Chordata; Actinopteri; Pomacentridae
Gene: dlk2
Product: delta-like 2 homolog (Drosophila)
Exons: 6
Coding region: 97-1209 (370 amino acids)
Biological process (GO): establishment or maintenance of epithelial cell apical/basal polarity; heterophilic cell-cell adhesion
Cellular component (GO): protein-containing complex; plasma membrane
Molecular function (GO): calcium ion binding
Source: RefSeq, a predicted model, not a curated record